AUGAACAGUGCGCAUAAAUGUGCAAAGCGACAACUCCUAGACGAACAAGUACAUUUUAUCAUCAUCACGCGCGAUAACAAUAAGCCAGACGCAUACGGCACGGUCUCCACCACGCAUGGCCCUAUGACAUGGGCAGCCGUAGCAGAAGCAUACAACAAGAAAUACAAUGUCCUCAUCACCCCAGCAGCUAUGGAGAAGCGAGUGAGACAGCAUCGCGCUUCAUGGUUAGCAAAUCACCCAAACUAUCCCACUGCAAUCGCGUACGCAAAAAAAGACAAGUUCCAACAAACUCCUCGUAAGCACACUAGCACUACGGAACGUAGACACCCGGGCACGCGUGAGCAUCUAGACAAACAGGCUGCUCAUGAACAUAUAGCAGGCUGGAUACCACCAGAUGCCCUCCGCAACCAAUCCGACAUGCGCUACUACAUCGAGCGCGGAACAGCACUCAACACUGGCGUUGUCACUAUCCAUAUCCUAAACGAGCACGGUGAACCAGUCGACGCCAUUAGCAUCGACAGCCACCUUUUCCAGCGAAGUUCCGGUAUCCUCGGUCGCCUUCGCAGCAGCGAAUGUACGCUGGUAGUCGAGCUGAACGUCUCGGCAGUCGCAGCCAUCCAGUGCUAUGUCGCGUGCGCAUCUUCCGACGAGCUUCCUGCAUCGCCGAAUCAAGAGAUCGGGAAGGAGGUUUCGCUCAUACAGCUUUAUUGUCUCGCGGUGCAGUUAGAAGAUGAGCAUGUGAAGGGUUUGGUGUUUGAGCGUUGGCGGGUGCUGGCUGAUCGGGGUGAGGAAGUUGAGUUGGAUCUUGAGGAGCUUAAUUUGCUGUUUGAUUGUACGGAACAUGGGGAUUCGGCGCGUAUGUUUUGGGUGGAGGCGGUGUGUGCAGAGGGGUUGAGUGGGGAAUUGCUUGCAAGGAACUCGUGUGGCAUGGCGCUUGCUCGGCACGUUCGAGAGUUGAUGUUGUCUUAUGCUUGA
Messenger RNA from Bipolaris oryzae ATCC 44560, 975 nucleotides. RefSeq lists its product as uncharacterized. The transcript has a single exon. The record is from RefSeq and is a predicted model, not a curated record. NCBI's taxonomy places the organism in Eukaryota, Fungi, Ascomycota, Dothideomycetes, Pleosporales, Pleosporaceae. The coding region runs from base 1 to 975 and encodes 324 amino acids.